AUGACGCCCACGAACUCGCCAACGGUUGUCAGUUGUCCCGUGUCCAACGGUACGAUUUACGAUGCUCAGACGGUGCCGAACGCUGAAUUCUCCCUUGAGUGCGGCGUGGACUACCAAGACAAUAAUAUCGACUUCCCAGAAGGCUAUAAGAUUUCCAAACGCGCUCCUAUAGCGGGAGUCAGCUUCAUCGAUUGCGUUGAGUUCUGCGCGCGUCUCUGCGACUGCGUCUCCAUCAGCUACUCGUUCUCGACCAACACUUGCCAGCCGAAGAGUGCGCUGGGAGACAAAGUCGAGGCAUCUACCGCCAACGAUAUCAUCAACGCUCGGCGGAUACAGCCCGGCUGCAUUUCGAGCAGCUCCUCCAGCGCGGGCCCCACCAGCGCGGGCCCGGUCAUCUCUUCAACCUCGUCGUCCAGCGGAACUGGCAGCGCGCAAUCAACAACUGCAAGGCCACCGUCGGUGACGACCGGGGGAUCCAGCCUCACCACCAACACACUAUCUGAUGGUGGGCAGGUCACGGUGACGACGACACAGGUGCUGACGACGACGUUGACGCUGUCGAACGGUGGGACCACCAUCAUCACCACGCAGAUCACGACCGUGUGCUUCACGGGCUCGGUCGUCAGCUCGUCGACGUACUGGACCACCAGCACGCCGCCUUCGUCCCCGACGACGUCUCCGAACUCGUCCACGGCGACGCCGACGGCGCUGCCCGAAUCGUUCUGCAACACGAACCCGAUCACGAAGAUCAUACCUGUCUGGCCCAGCCAGACGUUGAUGACUGCGAGCAGUGUCCCUUCUAGCACUGGGCCUUCGAUGGGUAAGAGGGAGAAUACGCUAAGGGCGGAUGGGAUAUAG
This is a messenger RNA of Diplodia corticola, 858 nucleotides long. RefSeq lists its product as uncharacterized. The transcript has a single exon. The record is from RefSeq and is a predicted model, not a curated record. The coding region runs from base 1 to 858 and encodes 285 amino acids. NCBI's taxonomy places the organism in Eukaryota, Fungi, Ascomycota, Dothideomycetes, Botryosphaeriales, Botryosphaeriaceae.